This is a messenger RNA of Betta splendens (Siamese fighting fish), 1182 nucleotides long. RefSeq names its product claudin-4-like. The coding region runs from base 353 to 874 and encodes 173 amino acids. The record is from RefSeq and is a predicted model, not a curated record. Gene Ontology annotation, biological process: cell adhesion; bicellular tight junction assembly. Gene Ontology annotation, molecular function: structural molecule activity. NCBI's taxonomy places the organism in Eukaryota, Metazoa, Chordata, Actinopteri, Anabantiformes, Osphronemidae. Gene Ontology annotation, cellular component: plasma membrane; bicellular tight junction. The transcript has a single exon.
AAACAACUGAUAUGAAGUUACUUAACUGAAAUCACAGAAAGUAAGUAAUACAAGACAAACAGACAAUCACAGUACACGAUAAUGUUUGAAUAUAAUGUAAAAACACAGCUUUUGAAGAGAUUCUUCUCAUGAUCGUAAACUAGGCACUUCCUGAAACUCUGUGUGAGAACAGUGUGAGAGGCCAUGUGUUUUUAAUAUCAAGUCUCAGCCUGUGUUUUCCUGGAAGCUCAAAAGCUCCACCCCGUGAAGCACAUUUUUCCUCACAGUGUGGACGCAGAGCAUAGAGACAGCACCAGUGACGCCUGCUGCCGUCUUGGACGGCAUCAGCUGUGGCAUCAGCUGUGGUUACCCCAUGUGGACGGUCGGUGUUUUUCUGGGGUGCAGUCCCACACCUUCCCGCCCCUAUUGGGAAGGCCUGUGGAUGAGCUGUGAGGUCGAGAGCACGGGUCAGAAGCAGUGUAAGGUUUACAGAUCCUUGCUGGCGCUGACCGAUCAAAUGCAGGCCGCCAGAGCCAUGGUGGUGGUCUCUGUGGUCGCGGGGGCGGUCGCCGUCCUCAUGGCCGCGAUCGGAGGGAAAUGCCCGUGCCUGGAGGACAAGGUUGUCAAAGCCAAAGUCAGCAUCGCGUCCGGUGUGACCUUCAUAGCAUCGGCCCUGCUGAUCAUAAUCCCAGUGUCAUGGAUUGCUUGUUCCGCGCUCACAACCCCCAUGAGGUUGGGUUCUGUGAAAAGGGACCUCGGGACUUCUCUUUAUAUCGGAUGGGCGUCUGGAGCGCUGCUGCUGCUGGGAGGGAGCCUGAUCUGCCUAAGAUGCCUUCCAAACCAUGAGAGACCCUACAAGUUCAUUACUUUCACUUCUAGCGCGAGUGAUGUGUGAGGGGUUCGGCCGCAGCCUCAGCAGAAUCAUGCUCUAAGGUUCAGUCACAUGUUGUUGCUAAAGCUGAAGGACGAAGGAAAAGGAAACUCAGUGACAUACUGUAUAACUGUAACUGUGUGGCUCUAUCAAAGGUGGUGCAUCUUUUCAUGUGAAUCUUUAUCUUUCUCUGAUUUCUUGUUACCAAUAGUUCAAAUAUUAAAUAGAUUGAACUACUCAUCUGUGCUUUGCUUUGAUAUGUACGAAUUGAAAUGCUGACAUUUGGAAAUGAGUCUGUUGAAUAAUUAUAAAAUAAUCAUUGCUCAACCUCA